Molecule: messenger RNA, 2757 nt
Organism: Rhizoctonia solani
Lineage: Eukaryota; Fungi; Basidiomycota; Agaricomycetes; Cantharellales; Ceratobasidiaceae
Product: Fungal specific transcription factor domain
Exons: 16
Coding region: 1-2757 (918 amino acids)
Biological process (GO): regulation of DNA-templated transcription; DNA-templated transcription
Molecular function (GO): DNA-binding transcription factor activity, RNA polymerase II-specific; zinc ion binding; DNA binding
Source: RefSeq, a predicted model, not a curated record
AUGCAGGCACAAAACCGAGGAGAUGUAUCGUCCGGUGAAGAUGAUGACGAUAUUCAGCGCGGAGUCGAAGGAGGCAACGCAAAGAAGCGCAGAGUCCAGAGGGCGUGCGAUGUCUGUCGUCGCAAAAAAGUGCGAUGUGAUGGGGCAACCCGACCUGGGAAUCGCUGUAGUAAUUGCGUCGCGUUUAAUUUUGACUGCACAUACGUCGAAGCUGCAAAGAAGCGAGGUCCCCCAAAGGGAUAUGUCGAAAGCUUAGAAAAUCGACUGGAGAAAAUGGAGCGUCUGCUUCAGCGACUCUGUCCAGGUGCAGACUUUACUCAGAGCCUUGGUCAACACCUCACGCGAGAGCAAUGGGAGGCCCACGAGGCGGGAAACCAGCGUCCCGCCCCAAACCCACAACCCGACGCCCCCUCCGGCAACGUCCUGUCCGAGGAGGACCUCAUCAGCUCGGACGAAGAGUCCAACCUUGUAAACGGCAUGCAAAAACUCGCAGUGACGACAUUUGAACGCCGGUUCCACGGUAAAAGCUCGGGUUUGAUGCUCGUCAAGGCUGCGCGCUCGCUCAAGCAGGAAUACGUCAACGCUGAAAAUCCGGACAACGGUCAGUCCCAGCAGAGUCGCCGGCCUGAAUUCUGGCGCGCGAACCCCUGGGAGUGGAUCGACACUGAGGAUCCGUUGUGGAAAGACAAGGUCCAGCCCCCGCCGGACGACUUGCGCGAUGCGUUGAUCGACUUGUUCUUCAAGCACGUCAACGCCUUUUUCCCGUUGCUUCACCGCCCGUUGUUCGAGAGCAACAUCCGAGAUGGGCUGCACUUCAAAGAUUCAGCAUUUGCAUGUGUGCUGUUGCUAGUUUGCGCCGUCGGGUCGCGAUGGAGCGACGAUCACCGGGUGUUUCUCGAGCAAGACGAGCCACUCCAACACUCGGCUGGAUGGAAAUAUUUCGAACAGGUGCAGUUUUUGAGAAGGUCGCUGCUGACGCCUCCCAAGCUCUUCGAUCUACAAAUCAUGGCGCUCGCUGUCAUGUUCCUCCAAGGGACAAGCGCCCCACACUCUGCGUGGACGGUUGCCGGUAUUGGAAUUCGUAUUGCCCAAGACGUCGGCGCGCAUCGCAGAAAAGUGUAUCGUGGAGGCCAAGGCUCAAUUGAGGACGAACUCUGGAAGAGGGCAUUUUGGAUAUUAGUCGUUCAUGACCGAGUCACAAGUUCGGCAUUGGGGAGACCUUGCGCCAUCCAGGACGAAGAUUCGGACGUGGGAUUCCCGGUAGAGGUUGACGAUGAGUACUGGCCGCAUGUCCAAACCGACCCGACAUUUGUACCUGCACAACCGGCUGGAGUGCCUCCUCGCGUAGCAUUCUUUAACUGUUACCUAAAGCUAAUUCAAAUCCUCGGCUUUGCUCUGCGAACGAUUUACUCGAUCAACAAAUCCAAGAUCUUGCUCGGAUUUGUUGGACCGCAGUGGGAACAGCACAUUGUCGCAGAACUCGACUCGGCGCUGAACAAGUGGAUUGAUUCAGUCCCAGACCAUCUCGGCGACUUUAUACUCGACAUACUAUCACGUACAGAUAUUGAUCCAUCGGCCGUUUAUCCCUUCCCCUCGGAAGCCAUCACCAUUAUCUUUCCCUUCGCUAGCGAUUUCGCUCGAAGCUGUAGCCAUGUUCUGGACCUCCAGCGCCGCAGGAGCCAAACGAUCCUGCCUGGUGUCAUGGUCGCGGCCUUUACAUCCGGCAUCGUGCUCCUCAUCAACGUAUGGGGACAAAAGAAAUCGGGAGGCACAGCGGAUCCAAACGGACAGAUCAAGGAUGUGCACAAGUGCAUGGAUGUCUUGAAGAACAACGAGCACCGAUGGCAUUCGGCCGGACGCCUAUGCUUUAUGCAUCGUGCCAGGAAUUCCUCGGGAUAUAUUAUACGAGCUCGCGUCGUUUGGAGAUUUGCCUCUUCCUCAGCCGAGCCCGAAAGAAAGCAACAAGCGCGAGCGCGAGGCGAGAGUACUACGUCGCCGAGCGUCGGACACACUUCUUCCGCGUCAGAGCAUACACCUUCACCCGGUGGGAGCGCCAGCACCGGCUAUCACUCCCGAGACCGUCCAAUUGCCAAACCUCGGUCGGUACUCAACAAGGCAUCUCAGCAGCAGCAGCAACAGCAUCAACUUUCUCAACAACAACAACAGCAACAACAACACUAUGCCCAACAGCCCACUUCCUACACCCAACAAACGCUCCCUACGCCACCCACAUUCGGAGUCGCGAACCUCCCCGUCAACACCGCCGAACUAGGAAGUAUGCACCACCUCCCGCCCGAUUUCAUGUACGAGCAGCAAAACAACCCGCUGCACGGGAUCUGGAACGAACAGUCCCACGAUCCGCUCGUCUCGCUGUUUGGGACCGCGGGACCAGCGCAGGGGCAAGGGUACGCUGCUGGUGCCGAAGCGUCUGCCGGGGUGGGGUACUAUGCUGCGCCCCAGCAGUCGCAGCAGGUACAGCAGCCGCAGACUAGGCAAGGGUACCCAGCAGCGGCGGCGGGAGGAUAUAUGGGCGAACAACAGCAUUCUGGGUUCGUGCCCGGUAUGGCUGCUCAACCAUACGUCGGGGGUGCGCUUGAUAUGUGGCAACAGGCGCCUGGUGGAUUCGAGAUGGACGAUUGGGGCGCGAUGCUUAGCCAGGAUAUGCUGGCCGCUGGACAACCAAUGGAUCCGCGCGUGGCAUCUCCGCAUGGCCCACACGGGCAACACGGUAUGCCUCCAGGGGCGAGCCAGAUGUAG